AUGUCUAGGAACGACUUCUCCGAACGCGACUUAAUACCUCUUUUUAACGUCUAUAAGAAAUAUCUACCAGAGCGCUCCUAUCUUAGCGAGAACCUAUUGAAGAAGGGAUCUCUAGAUAAAGAUAUGGUCACUAUUUGUAUAUUAAGAGAACGUACCGUUUACUAUCCCGGUAUAGCCCCCGAGGAAGGCUGCUGUCUAAUAUAUAAGAAGUCUAUACUAGAGUAA
Penicillium psychrosexuale is the source of this 225-nucleotide messenger RNA. RefSeq lists its product as uncharacterized. NCBI's taxonomy places the organism in Eukaryota, Fungi, Ascomycota, Eurotiomycetes, Eurotiales, Aspergillaceae. The coding region runs from base 1 to 225 and encodes 74 amino acids. The transcript has 2 exons. The record is from RefSeq and is a predicted model, not a curated record.